AUGGCGAUGUCAUACACUCCCCGAAAUCAUCACGAUGACUGCGGACCUAGUAAUCAUUCAGGAACUGCGGAAAUACUUGAGGUUACUCAGUUGCUAGAGGCAGCCGAUAUCCCAUGCUGCAUCGAAUGGGAUGUGUGCGUCCCGGAUGAGCAGCUGGAUGCUGCGUGUCACCUAUUCGAGACUGCACCUCUCAACACAAGAUUCGAGCGUGUAGCCUCCCCUGACCCAUAUCUUCUAUCGCUGCGCUACCGGUUUCCAACUUUCAAAUUGAAGGGCGUUAUUUUCUAUUUCGUCCUGGCUCCCUCAUCGGAUUGCUUUUGUGAUCCACGGCCUCAGUUCUGCGAGCGCAGCCACAUGGGCUUACCGUAUCCCAAGGACGUCUACUUCGCCCGCAGCCUGCUCGUCCUACAGAAUGAUCCCGAUCUGGCAGAUUUUGUCGACGCCCAUAACUCGACCAUGGAGUGGGGGGAGAACAAUCUCAACUUCCCCGAGUUACAGGCCCAGGGAGUAGAGUAUGCCUUUCCCUAUUCAUUGAAUGUCAAUCGCGACUUUGCAGUCAUGUGGAGACGCGUGGUAGAAGGAAAGGAAGGCAGGAUUGAACCUUUGAAGUAG
Messenger RNA from Phialemonium atrogriseum, 612 nucleotides. RefSeq lists its product as uncharacterized. NCBI's taxonomy places the organism in Eukaryota, Fungi, Ascomycota, Sordariomycetes, Cephalothecales, Cephalothecaceae. Bases 1 to 612 code for a protein of 203 amino acids. The transcript has 3 exons. The record is from RefSeq and is a predicted model, not a curated record.